AUGUCCAAGAAAGGCGUUGUCCAGACGUCGCGGGAAGAAAAAGGUCUUCGAAGAAUAAAAGAAAAAUGGCUAAAGUUUGAAUUUGUGGAGGUGGGUGGGAUAUUUCGUGUUUGGAUCUUGGCGCUGAACGUCGGAAUGUAUCAUGUUACUGUUGUACAAGUAGAUAGAUAG
This is a messenger RNA of Sclerotinia sclerotiorum 1980 UF-70, 171 nucleotides long. RefSeq lists its product with no specific name. The transcript has 3 exons. The record is from RefSeq and is a predicted model, not a curated record. Lineage: Eukaryota; Fungi; Ascomycota; Leotiomycetes; Helotiales; Sclerotiniaceae. The coding region runs from base 1 to 171 and encodes 56 amino acids.